This is a messenger RNA of Drosophila pseudoobscura, 1457 nucleotides long. RefSeq lists its product as uncharacterized. The record is from RefSeq and is a predicted model, not a curated record. The transcript is spliced from 3 exons. NCBI's taxonomy places the organism in Eukaryota, Metazoa, Arthropoda, Insecta, Diptera, Drosophilidae. Bases 150 to 1055 code for a protein of 301 amino acids.
AAGCCUAUCGAUAACUCCUUACAUUUUUUCCUGACCGACACGUCGAAUCGUUUCUGACAAAGUAAAAUACUUCCAUUUCUGAUUGAAAACAUAUAUUUUUUCGCGUUAUUUCUCGGGAAGUUGUAAACUGAUCAUCCAUCUACGCAAUCAUGUCGGACAAAACACCGAAUCCUAAUUGGGCUCAUGUGCUCAGCGACAGCCGUGAAAUGCCGUCUUCUGCUGCCACAGCUGCAGAUGCAGAUGAUGCUGCCGAGGAGUCUCCUGUCUCCUCUGAGUGGGUAGACGAUUUUGUAGCAGACGAUGACUUUGAGGAAAGCGAUGAAAUGGAGGACUUUGAAAACGGCUCUCUCGUUUAUGUCCCGCCAAUUGAACCACCGAAAUUUCAGCCGAAUACGUUUCUCCCCAUUCAACAAGAGCCAACAAGCUGGCAGAACGGCCAGCCGCUACACAAGCCGAUUCCACAUUACGCUGUUCAACCAGAACUUUUACCGCUCCAGGCUCCACCAAGCGCACUGCCACCACAGGCAGAAGCACAGGAAGCUCCACAGGAAGCAUCAUCAGACCCAGAGAUCUUACCACUGACGAGCCUUGACUCAAAUGUUCUGCAUAAGCGCUUUCCAUCACAGAACCCUAUGCAGCAGCAGACUUGCAUGCUGCAGGGCGCCAUGCCCCAAGCUUGGCGAAGUGGCCUGUCCAGUGCCUUCGUUUCAUAUCGCCCAACUGCUGACCCCGAGAACGAUCCCUCAGGAGCACAAGCACUGGAAAGCUUGGUACACCGUCAGCCGACAGGUGUGCUGAGUGGCCGCGGACACGGAGGCACACACGCAGACGGUCGCGGACGCGGACGCGCACGCGGACACGGACACGGAGACACAUUGCGGGACCUGGCUCCCACUGGAGGGACACAGUCCAUGGUAGGGCAGGAUGUGGGUGUGUUGCCCGGGACACGCCAUGACGAUAACGCACCAGGGCCACUGCUGGACCUUAAUCCUGAGUUCCUUGAAAGUCCCGAACCACUACGUUCCACAUUAUUUUCACAGUUUUGGCAAGAGUAGCCAUACCUGCCCGAUUGUAUCUGUCGGCUGGGAAGAAAGUCUUUGUUGCAAUGGAAGCAGAACAUACAAAGACGAAGCACGACUCAAGCCAGCUGACGGGGACCACGGCCACAGGAGAUGGGUAUUUUUUCCGCUCGAACAACACACAUAUCACACAUACACCAUUCUAUUUUUUAAAAAACUAGACUUAACAAUACACUCAUGGUAUCAGUUCAAAAUUAUAUAAAAGUUUCGCAUACAAGACAAGACACAGAAUCGAUUGAACAAAAAAGAAUUGUAAUUUCUGAAAAAUUAUAAUGAUUCAAUGAAAAUAUAUUUUUCCAUACAUACAUCCGACAACAUCCUGAUAAAUGUACAAACAAUCCAUUAAAUCGAAUAUGCUACGCAUAUAUUCUGCGAAAG